This is a messenger RNA of Harpia harpyja (harpy eagle), 4339 nucleotides long. It is a transcript of the gene CEP104, whose product is annotated as centrosomal protein 104. NCBI's taxonomy places the organism in Eukaryota, Metazoa, Chordata, Aves, Accipitriformes, Accipitridae. Gene Ontology annotation, cellular component: cilium. The record is from RefSeq and is a predicted model, not a curated record. The coding region runs from base 161 to 3016 and encodes 951 amino acids. The transcript is spliced from 23 exons.
UAAUGCCGUGAUAUCUCUACGACACGGGGUGGGGGGUAGCGGUGGUCCUUGGCCCUUUUCCUGCCCGUGGUCUCCUGCCUUCUGCUGCCGUCCCUGUCAGCAGCCCAGGGAUUAGCUUAAGCUUGAAACAUCAUUGCUUUGACUAGCUCGCUUCUGCAGGAUGCCACAGAAGAUCGGUUUUAUAGUUGUUAGUUCAUCAGGACACGAAGACGGCUUCAGCGCAAAAGAGCUGAUGGUUCAUGCACCGACCGUGAAUGGAUGGCGAUCACCCAGACUCUGUCAGUAUCCACAGGAAAUUGUUCUGCAGUUGGCGGAGAGGUGUCGAAUACGAAAACUGCAGUUGCUUGCUCACCAGUACAUGAUUUCAAGCAAAAUUGAGUUCUACAUCAGUGAAAGCUUGCCUGAAUACUUUGCUCCUUAUCAGUCAGAGAGAUUUCACAGACUAGGUUAUGUCCCUCUCUCGGACAAUGAAAAGACUGAUUUCAAAGCACGAGAGUUAAAAUCUGUGUAUAUGGAUGCAGUUGGCCAGUACCUGAAGCUGAUUUUCCAUAAAAAUUAUGUCAAUAAAUACAACUUAUACGGUCAGGUUGCCCUAGUAGCUAUAAACAUUAUUGGAGAUCCAGCAGACUACAGCAAUGACAGCAAUAAUACUCCUUCCAGAGAGAAGCUGAUAGACCACUACUUAGGAAUGAAAUCAGAUGACCCUGCCUUAGAUGGAACUUACCUUGGGAAGCCUGACUCCAUUUCACCUCUGGAUGAUUUGGCUUUUGACAUGUACCAGGAUCCAGAAGUUGCUCAGAUAAUACGUAGACUGGAUGAGAAGAAGCGUGAAGCUGUCCAUCAUGAACGCUAUGAUUACGCCAAGAAACUCAAACAAGCUAUCGCAGACUUGCAAAAGGUAGGGGAACGACUUGGUCGGUAUGAGGUAGAGAAGCGCUAUGCUGUAGAGAAAGAGGAUUAUGAUCUCGCUAAAAAGAAGAAACAGCAAAUGGAGGCGUACCGCCUGAAGGUGUAUCAGCAACUGGAGCUCCACGACCUUCUGGAUGCAGAGCUGAUGAUUCGAAAACCACCUGAAUUGCCUUUGGAGUCUAUGAUUUAUACUGACAAUCCUCAGCACACAAAACCUACAAAUUCACCUCCUUGUGAGCACACAGAACCGCAAAAAGGAGAGCCAUGGAGAGCAGAGUCUUUGCUGGAAGAGAAGUCAGCAGAUCCCUCUUCUGCUGAGCCUGUUGCUCCCCAUCAGUCCCCUCCUCCUCCUCAGUCUCAUCCUGCAACCGCCAGGGAAGUGUUUCCCAAAGAAAAUGUUGAAUUUUUACCUUAUGAUGAGAGACCUCUUCCAGCUACCUGCAAACAGCCUGAUGAAGCAAUUGCGUACCUUGAGCCGGAGAUGGCUGAAGGGGCUAUCGAUGAUACUCCAAGAAGUGGCAUUACUGGGGAACCAGAACCAUUAACUGAGAAGGCACUGAGGGAGGCCAGCCCUGCUAUUGAAGUUUUUGGAGAAGCUUUGGUUUCAGGAGCAUAUUCCAAAACUUGGUCGUAUCGAGAAGACGCAUUACUGGCUGUGUAUAAGAAGCUGAUAGAAAUGUCAGUAAAGACUCCAAAGGAUGAUUUAAGGAACAUGCUGAGGGCUGCCAUUUUUCUUGUAAGGAGAGCCAUCAAAGACAUAGUGUCUUCAGUUUUUCAAGCUUCCCUGAAACUCUUAAAAAUGAUCAUUACCCAAUAUAUACCAAAACAUCAACUAGGAAAACUAGAAACUUCUCAUUGUGUAGAAAAAACGCUUCCAAGUUUGCUUUCUAGAACAGGAGACUCUUCAUCCCGUCUUCGCCUUGUGGCUUCUAACUUCAUUCAGGAAAUAGCACUGUGUAGUGAAGUUAAACCUCUUCAGAUUGUUCCAGUUCAUUUGGUUCAACCAUUAAAACCAAACUCCCCAACACAUCUGGCGAUGAGUCAAGUGGAAUUAGUGGAGUGCCUCUUGAAAGACAUGGGAACUGAAAACUCUGGGUUUACCAUCAGCAAUGUCAUGAAGUUUGCAACGGGAGCUUUGGAACACAGAGUUUAUGAAGUUCGUGAUGUAGCGUUGCGGAUUAUCUUUGAUAUGUACAGGCAGCACAAGGCUGCUAUACUGGAAUAUCUUCCUCCAGAUGAUGCAAGCAUUCGCAAGACUGUUCUCUAUAAAACACUCUUUGAUGGAUUUACUAAAAUAGAUGGUAAACUUUCUGAAGCUGAAAUUAGGGCACAGAGAAAGGCAGCAACAGAAGAAGCAGAGAAACAGAAGAAGGAAGAAAUAAAAGUUCUGCAAGGUCAGCUGGCAGCUCUAAAGGAGAUAGAAGCAGAAGUUCAAGCUGGAAAGGAGAAAGAAUCUGAUUUUCAGAAGCCAAAGAAUCAAGGUUACCAGGUAAAUGAAAGCCCACAGCCUGCAGCAGCAGAGAUUCCAGAUGAUCAUGCCUCUGUUGCAAAUUACUUGGAUAACUUAUGUAUUUUUUGUGGUGAAAGGGACGAAUCCUUCACAGAGGAAGGAUUGGAUCUCCAUUACUGGAAACACUGCCCUAUGUUAACCAGAUGUGAGCACUGCAAACAGGUGGUGGAAAUAGCAAGCCUGACAGAGCACUUGUUGACUGAUUGUGAUAAAAAGGACAGCUUUGUGAAAUGUCAACGAUGCAGUGAGGCCCUUCCAAAAGAUGAGUUGCCCAAACAUAUUAAGAGCAAGACUUGCAAUUCUGCCAAACCAGAAAAUGUGGCAAACCAUUGCCCAUUGUGCCAUCACAACUUUUCCCCAGGAGAGGAGGCCUGGAAAUCUCACCUAAUGGGCAAAGAUGGCUGUAAAAUGAAUCAACGGAGGUUAUCCACAAUAAAUAAAACUCUUCUGUUGCAGCCUGGCAAAAUAGGUGGCCAGUAUUUAAGGAAGCCAGGUCCUUCAGGAGCAAAAGCUCGACCUCCCUCUAUAGGAAGCAAGAUCCCAACCCCAAGAGGGGGCCCAAAUAAAAGCACUGGCAAAACAUACUCAAAGCGAUGACAGGACAAUGACACAGGUUUCUACUUGAGCACCUGGUCCCUUAUGCAAGCAAAAUAACCAGUGAUUUUGCUCAGAGAUUAGCACAUGCAAUGGACCGCAGGCUCAUGAGCUGCUGCCUAGAGCAUUUUUUCCUUUUGGACAUAAAACUCUAAGCUUUCCGUUGUGCAAGUUUAAUGAAAAAACCCUGUUUGCAAAGGUCCUCCAUGUGUUCUGGAUUGGCCACUAUAGUAUGUAUACUGAAUUGGUAAAUAGAGCUCUCCGUUGCUCCUCAACCAUGGCUUUUUAACCCAGUCAAGCAAAGCGUAAUCAAAGUAAUCUGUUAAAUCCUGCAUGUAGCAGGAUGUGUGCUUUCUAUGUUAUAAUAUUAUGGGACAACCUUUUUAAACUUAUUUAAAAAAAAAAAAGGGGGGGGGGGAAGUUAAAUAAAAAACCAAACAAACCAAAAAACCAAAACCAAGACCCCACAAACAUUAUGAGUUAUAGCGAGGGUCAUAUUUCCGAGCGCUGACUGAUCGGAAUAGCCGAAAAGUUGGGAGCUAUGGGAAAACACUUUUACAGACCUUCUCUUUGGAGGCAUUUUCCCUUGGGUAGCACUUGUGUCUCACAUUUGUCACAUUUGUGUACGAGGAUGUUUUCCUGCUGCUCUGCUCUGCGCUCAGGCCGCCUGUCUCCCCCUGCGGUUGUUGGGGCCCCGGAGCGAGCACCGUAACUGCUUUUCUCUUUGCUCCAUUGUAGAGCGCAGUAAUUAUGCCUUUGGGACCUGUGCGAUAACUCUGCAGCUUUUUCACUGCAAGAAGUUGUCAUGUAGGAGAUUCCUGCCUCUUCCCUGUCCUUGCCACCCAGCUUACUCACCUAAGGAGCAGGAAUUAGGUAUGCGCAAGGGAAGCGCAUUUCAGAGCCUUUGUCAAACAUCUUUUAAAAGCCAAAUGCAUAGGGUUGGGCACACCACAUUGCGUCUUAGGGCUUUGUAAUUUUUUUUUUUUUUUUCAAAUCCAGAGUAGCUCUUUAGCAACAUUUAAAAGAAAUCAUUUCAACAUUUUAGUAGAGUGCAUGACAUUCACUGAGAAUCCUGGGCACUUCUGGACUAAAAAAAUGCACUUCUAAAGUGAGAUAUAAAGAUAGUAACUACUCAGUGGUACGAACUGGAAACAGAAGUGAGAAAACACAGAUUAUUUUUUUUAGGAUGUGAGAGGACCUUCUCUGAGCACAGUAGUACCACCACUGUAAUUUUUAAAGGAUGAUUUCACUGGGCUGCUUCCUUGCACUUAAUAAACAACCUGUGUUUUCUGCAGUGGCAAAAUAAACAGUGGUGUGAAAAACACA